GCGGCGGCGCGGGAGCUCGGCAUGGCUGGCCUGGUGCUGGGUCUGAUGAGCUGUACCUUCUUUCUAGCAGCGAAUGGUCUAUAUUCCUCUAGUGAUGAUGUAAUCGAAUUAACUCCAUCAAAUUUCAACCGAGAAGUUAUUCAAAGUAAUAGUUUGUGGCUUGUAGAAUUCUAUGCUCCGUGGUGUGGCCACUGCCAAAGGUUAGCACCAGAAUGGAAGAAAGUAGCCACUGCAUUAAAAGAUGUUGUAAAAGUUGGUGCAGUUGAUGCAGAUAAACAUCAGUCCCUUGGAGGUCAAUAUGGUGUUCAGGGUUUUCCUACCAUUAAGAUUUUUGGAUCCAACAAAAAUAGACCAGAAGAUUAUCAGGGUGGCAGAACUGGUGAAGCCAUCGUAGACGCUGCUCUCAGUGCCCUGCGCCAGCUCGUAAAGGAUCGCCUUGGGGGAAGGAGUGGUGGAUAUAGUUCUGGGAAACAAGGUAGAAGCGAAAGCUCAAGUAAGAAAGAUGUGAUUGAGCUGACGGACGACAGCUUUGAUAAGAACGUCCUUGACAGUGAAGACGUUUGGAUGGUUGAGUUUUAUGCUCCUUGGUGUGGACACUGCAAAAACCUGGAGCCAGAAUGGGCAGCUGCAGCUACAGAGGUCAAAGAGCAAACGAAAGGAAAAGUGAAACUCGCAGCUGUAGAUGCUACCAUUAACCAGGAUCUGGCCAGCCGCUACGGGAUUAGGGGAUUUCCUACAAUCAAGAUAUUUCAGAAAGGCGAGUCUCCUGUGGAUUAUGACGGAGGGCGGACAAGAUCUGACAUCGUUUCACGGGCUCUCGAUUUGUUUUCUGAUAAUGCCCCACCUCCUGAGCUGCUGGAGAUCAUAAGCGAGGACAUCGCCAAGAGGACCUGUGAGGAGCAUCAGCUCUGCAUCGUGGCUGUGCUGCCCCAUAUCUUGGAUACUGGAGCUGCAGGCAGAAAUUCUUACUUGGAAGUUCUUCUGAAGUUGGCAGACAAAUACAAAAAGAAAAUGUGGGGGUGGCUGUGGACAGAAGCUGGAGCCCAGUCUGAACUUGAGACAGCUUUGGGGAUCGGAGGGUUUGGAUACCCCGCCAUGGCAGCCAUUAAUGCACGCAAGAUGAAGUUUGCUCUUCUGAAAGGAUCUUUCAGUGAGCAAGGCAUUAAUGAGUUUCUCAGGGAGCUCUCCUUCGGGCGCGGAUCCACAGCACCUGUAGGAGGCGGAGCUUUCCCUGCCAUCAGCACCAGAGAGCCUUGGGACGGCAAGGAUGGCGAGCUUCCGGUGGAAGACGACAUCGACCUCAGUGAUGUGGAGCUGGAUGACUUGGAGAAGGAUGAGUUGUGAGGGGCUCAGCACGGACUUCAGUUGUCUUUUCUUGGGAGCGGAUUUUUCCAGCAGUGAAGGAACAUUCUUUACAAUCAGAUGGAUCUACCAGUGGCCUUUUUAACCAAGUAGCAGCACUUGAUUGGUCAUUUGAAACACUGCAACAGUGAACUUGUGCAUCUCGAGAAAACAAUGAAAAAUUCUAUGAAUUGUUGUAGCCAGAGAAUUCAGUUGUAUUCUGUUACGUAAUAUUUUGAAGAAAACUGAUGGGCUGUUGAAAGGUUUUUCCCUCCCUCUGCUGCUUGAAUGUUCUUGAAGGCUGUUUCUUAUAUAUAAGUUUUUUAAUGUGAUUCUUUCAUUUGAAUAUUAAUGGAUUUUUUCCAUUAAAGAAUAAAAUAUUUUGGACAAUACCGA
Molecule: messenger RNA, 1737 nt
Organism: Diceros bicornis minor
Lineage: Eukaryota; Metazoa; Chordata; Mammalia; Perissodactyla; Rhinocerotidae
Gene: PDIA6
Product: protein disulfide isomerase family A member 6
Exons: 13
Coding region: 22-1344 (440 amino acids)
Biological process (GO): response to endoplasmic reticulum stress
Cellular component (GO): endoplasmic reticulum lumen
Molecular function (GO): protein disulfide isomerase activity; protein-disulfide reductase activity
Source: RefSeq, a predicted model, not a curated record